Acomys russatus (golden spiny mouse) is the source of this 1254-nucleotide messenger RNA. It is a transcript of the gene Cmbl, whose product is annotated as carboxymethylenebutenolidase homolog. The coding region runs from base 161 to 898 and encodes 245 amino acids. Lineage: Eukaryota; Metazoa; Chordata; Mammalia; Rodentia; Muridae. The record is from RefSeq and is a predicted model, not a curated record. The transcript is spliced from 6 exons. Gene Ontology annotation, molecular function: hydrolase activity.
CCAAGAAUGCGGGUCACCCGGCUACCGUCACAGCGUCCACUUCCCGUGCAGACCGAGGCUCCUCCCUCCUUCGCGUUCCUCCCAACCCGGUCAACUUGAGGGCGUCUGCCUCCUGCUGUCUCUCUCUUCACCACCAGACAAGCCUGACAUCAAGAUCCCAAUGGCUAAUGAAGCUAACCCUUGCCCAUGUGACAUUGGUCACAAGCUAGAGUAUGGUGGCAUGGGCCAGGAAGUUCAGGUUGAGCACAUCAAAGCAUAUGUCACCCGGUCCCCUGUGGAUGCUGGCAAAGCUGUGAUUGUCGUUCAGGAUAUAUUUGGCUGGCAGCUGCCAAACACCAGGUAUAUGGCUGACAUGAUUGCCGGAAAUGGAUACACAACUAUUGUCCCAGACUUCUUUGUGGGGCAAGAGCCAUGGGACCCAGCUGGUGACUGGUCCACCUUUCCUGAGUGGUUGAAAUCAAGAAAUGCCAGAAAAGUCAAUCGGGAGGUCGAUGCUGUCUUGAGGUACCUGAAACAACAGUGUCAUGCCCAGAAGAUUGGCAUUGUAGGCUUCUGCUGGGGGGGUGGUGUUGUGCACCAAGUGAUGAUGACAUACCCAGAAGUCAGUGCGGGGGUGUCUGUCUAUGGCAUUAUCAGAGAUGCUGAGGAUGUUUAUAAUCUAAAGAACCCAACACUGUUCAUUUUUGCAGAAAAUGAUGCCGUGAUUCCACUUGAGCAGGUUUCUGUGCUGACCCAGAAACUGAAAGAACACUGCAUAGUCAACUACCAAGUUAAAACAUUUUCUGGGCAAACUCAUGGCUUUGUGCACCGGAAGCGAGAAGACUGCUCUCCUGCUGACAAGCCCUACAUUGAGGAGGCUCGAAGGAAUCUCAUUGAGUGGCUGAACAAGUACAUUUAGCAGCACUUAAGCACAAGACAGCUGUUACCCAAAUUUGCCUGGAAAUAAUUAACCAUGACUUCUUACUUUACAUAAAAUAUAGGAAUCCUAAAAUUCCUCUGAAACAUAGAAACUAAAUAAGUGCUCAAUACCUAUAGAACACAAAUGAUAGCAUAAUUAUUAGGGGAAUCUGGGGCCAUUGAGGGACCAGCUAGAUUCUCAGAUAUGGCCUUAUACUGGUAAUUGAACAUUUAAAGUAAUAUACAAAGCCAGGAAAAUCACAAGUUGCCAACUAGGUAGAUUAAACCUCCCAGAUGUUUAUGGGCUUUCCUGAAGCUCAAUGCCAUACGUAUGCAGUGUGAACAGUGUUGAAAUUC